This is a messenger RNA of Penicillium vulpinum, 1671 nucleotides long. RefSeq lists its product as uncharacterized. The record is from RefSeq and is a predicted model, not a curated record. Bases 1 to 1671 code for a protein of 556 amino acids. Gene Ontology annotation, biological process: amino acid transmembrane transport. NCBI's taxonomy places the organism in Eukaryota, Fungi, Ascomycota, Eurotiomycetes, Eurotiales, Aspergillaceae. Gene Ontology annotation, cellular component: membrane. The transcript has 3 exons. Gene Ontology annotation, molecular function: amino acid transmembrane transporter activity.
AUGUCUACGGCCAAGACCUCCCUUAGUAACGAGGACUCCCCCGACGCUGUCCAUGAAUUCAACAAAGAUGUCAAGACCACAAUACAAGACCCAGAGUCACCUGUUCCACCCGAAGACGAAUAUGCUGGAGAUUUCGAAGAAAUUUCGACUUUGAAGCAAGGCCUUCAUCAGAGACACAUUCAAAUGAUUGCUUUAGCUGGUACAAUUGGAACAGGCCUUUUCCUUAGCUCUGGUCGAGCGCUUUCGCGAUCUGGUCCCCUGGGUGCCCUGUUGGGAUACUUGGUCAUGGGCUGUGUUGCGGGCACCGUAACUCUUGCGGUGGGCGAGAUGGGUGCACUUGUUCCCUUGAAUGGUGGAAUAGUCCGUUACGCAGAAUACUUUGUUGACCCGGCCUUAGCCUUCGCCAACGGCUACAACGUGGUGUAUUCUUAUCUUGUGUCUAUCCCCGCAGAGAUCGUGGCCGCUGCAGUGCUAGUGCAGUUUUGGUCUGACCUCAAUGGUGCGAUUUGGAUCACUAUUUUUGGACUCCUCAUGGUGUGUACUGCGUCGGUCUUUGUCAGAGUAUAUGGGGAGCUCGAGUUCGGUUUCUCCAUGUUGAAGAUCAUGCUGAUCAUUGGAAUCAAUAUAAUGGCUCUUGUGAUCACUUGUGGUGGCGGUCCUGACCAUAAAACCAUCGGGUUUGAAUACUGGCGCAAUCCUGGUCCUUUUGUCCAAUACCUUGGGAUCGGUGGCGCCCUUGGUCGCUUUCUUGGUGUUUGGACAUCCCUCAAUAGUGCCCUUUAUGCUUAUUCGGGGAUUGAGGUAAUUACUGUUGCCGCUGCAGAGACAAAAUGUCCGAGGCAGGCUAUUCCACAGGCUGCCAAGCGUGUUUUCGUUCGCAUACUGAUUUUCUACGUCAUCUCAAUCUUCAUGGUCGGCCUUGUGGUCCCUUCCAAUGAACCUAAACUCACUAAUUCUAGUGGCACCGCUUCUCAGUCUCCCUUUGUGAUCGCAGCUACUCUGGCUGGCAUCAAGGGAGUGCCAUCAAUCAUCAAUGCUGUCAUCAUCACAUCGGCGUGGUCUUCAGGCAACUCAAACAUGCUCGGAGGGACUAGGGUGUUAGUCGGGCUGGCGAUGAACGGUCAAGCCCCGAAGAUUUUCACUCGACUCAACAGAUUUUCGGUCCCGUGGGUCGCGGUUUCGCUGUACGGUCUCUUCAUGUGCCUGGGAUACAUGUCGCUCUCCUCAACUGCGAACACCGUAUUUGAUUGGUUACAAGACCUUGUCUCCAUCACAACUCUGACCAACUGGCUCACUAUUCUGGUGACAUAUCUUCGUUUCUACUAUGGCUGCAAGAAACAAGGAAUCUCCCGGAAUGAUCUACCGUGGGCCACGCCACUUCAGCCAUAUAUCAGCUGGGCCUCGCUGUUCAUGCUCGGCAUCCUGCUCAUCACGGGUGGAUACUCAACCUUCAUCAAAGGACAUUGGGAUAACGAAGGAUUCGUCUCCUCCUAUAUCAAUAUUCCUCUUUUCUUGAUCAUGUAUUUUGGAUACAAGUUUAUUUGCAAGACAAAGAUCAUCCCCUUGGAGGAUAUUCCCAUCCAACCCUUUAUUGAUAUUGCCAAUCGCAACCCAGAGCCCAAGCCCAAGCCAAAGAAAGGACUUCGCAGGCUGAACAUUCUAUGGAGCUGA